Molecule: messenger RNA, 1452 nt
Organism: Mustela lutreola (European mink)
Lineage: Eukaryota; Metazoa; Chordata; Mammalia; Carnivora; Mustelidae
Product: dnaJ homolog subfamily A member 1-like
Exons: 1
Coding region: 101-1291 (396 amino acids)
Biological process (GO): response to heat; protein refolding
Cellular component (GO): cytoplasm; cytosol
Molecular function (GO): Hsp70 protein binding; ATP binding
Source: RefSeq, a predicted model, not a curated record
GGUGAGACGCGGAGGAGCGGCGGCUACCCGAGCUGCGCCCAGCAACGCGCUCCUUCCCGCUCCUCCACAUCGGCCUCGGCCCUCUCACCGGCUGUAGAAAAUGGUGAAAGAAACCACUUAUUAUGAUGUUUUGGGGGUCAAACCCAAUGCCACCCAAGAAGAACUGAAAAAGGCCUACAGGAAACUGGCUUUGAAGUACCACCCUGAUAAGAAUCCAAAUGAAGGAGAGAAGUUUAAACAGAUUUCUCAAGCUUAUGAAGUACUCUCUGAUGCAAAGAAAAGGGAAUUAUAUGACAAAGGAGGUGAACAGGCAAUUAAAGAAGGUGGAGCUGGUGGUGGUUUUGGCUCCCCCAUGGACAUCUUUGAUAUGUUUUUUGGAGGAGGAGGAAGAAUGCAGAGAGAAAGGAGAGGUAAAAAUGUUGUGCAUCAGCUCUCAGUAACCUUAGAAGAUUUAUAUAACGGUGCAACAAGAAAACUAGCUCUGCAAAAGAAUGUGAUUUGCGAUAAAUGUGAAGGCCGAGGUGGUAAGAAAGGAGUUGAGUGUUGUCCCAAUUGCCGAGGUACUGGAAUGCAAAUAAGAAUUCAUCAGAUAGGACCUGGAAUGGUUCAGCAAAUUCAGUCUGUGUGCAUGGAGUGCCAGGGCCAUGGGGAACGGAUCAGUCCUAAAGAUAGAUGUAAAAGCUGCAAUGGAAGGAAGAUAGUUCGAGAGAAGAAGAUUCUAGAAGUUCAUAUUGACAAAGGCAUGAAAGAUGGCCAGAAGAUAACAUUCCAUGGUGAGGGAGACCAAGAACCAGGACUGGAACCAGGAGAUAUUAUCAUUGUUUUAGAUCAGAAGGAUCAUGCUGUUUUUACUCGGCGAGGAGAAGACCUUUUCAUGUGUAUGGACAUACAGCUGGUUGAAGCACUGUGCGGUUUUCAAAAGCCAAUAUCUACUCUUGACAACCGAACCAUUGUCAUCACCUCUCAUCCAGGUCAAAUUGUCAAGCAUGGAGAUAUCAAGUGUGUGCUAAAUGAAGGCAUGCCAAUUUAUCGUAGGCCAUAUGAAAAGGGUCGCCUCAUCAUCGAAUUUAAGGUAAAUUUUCCUGAGAAUGGCUUUCUGUCUCCUGAUAAACUCUCUUUGCUGGAAAAACUCCUCCCUGAGAGGAAGGAAGUUGAAGAGACUGAUGAAAUGGACCAGGUAGAACUGGUGGACUUUGAUCCAAAUCAGGAAAGACGGCGCCACUACAAUGGGGAAGCAUAUGAGGAUGAUGAACAUCAUCCCAGGGGUGGUGUUCAGUGUCAGACCUCUUAAUGGGGCCAGUGAAUAACACUGCUGGCAUCUUAUGUGCAGUAGUGAAUGAGUGAAGGACUAUAAUCAUAGCUCACUACUUGCUAUUGUUUUUGUUUUAAUAUUCAACUAUAGUAGUGUUUUAAAAGUUAAAUGAAGAAUAAACUCAAAUAUAAAAGCUCUGA